Molecule: messenger RNA, 1061 nt
Organism: Physeter macrocephalus (sperm whale)
Lineage: Eukaryota; Metazoa; Chordata; Mammalia; Artiodactyla; Physeteridae
Product: neutrophilic granule protein-like
Exons: 4
Coding region: 75-965 (296 amino acids)
Biological process (GO): defense response
Cellular component (GO): extracellular region
Molecular function (GO): cysteine-type endopeptidase inhibitor activity
Source: RefSeq, a predicted model, not a curated record
GUCAGCCUGAGUACAGCCUCAGAUUGGACUGUCUCCUUGUGCUCUCAGCUGAGGACCUGUCACAUAGAGAGUUCAUGGAUCCCAGACAGUUGUUUCAGAAUCAAACCAGAACAGCCAGGCAGAGACGGCACGGAGUCCUGGACUGUCAGAGGUGGUCUUCUCAUGGCACAGGUAGGGACACCGAGGCCAGAGUGAAGGGACUUGCCCAGCACCACACAUGUCUCCUGCCCCCAGCUCAGGGCUGCCUCACUCCUAGGCCCUGGACUAUAACCCAAUCCUACUUGCCUCUUAGUCACUGGUAUUUUGCAACAUUGUCUAAUAACUGGGUGCCUAGUGAAGGAAAGGAGAGGCCCCUUUCAGGAAGGCCCCAGCCCUGCAUGUUGUCAGCAGCCCUUGGGCAAGGCUGCAAGUGGCAGUGGAUCAAAGAAGGGACAAUGGCAGGGGCUUGGAGGGCACUGGUGCUGGUGGCAGGCUUAGCAGCAGUGGCCUGUGUGGCCCAGCGCAGUCUGAGCUAUGAAGAGAUAGUCACCCAGGCCCUGCAGUUCUUCAACCAGGGGCGACGAGGACAGCGACUCUUUGGCCUGCUGGAAGCCAUCCCACCACCGCCUAGCUUGAACUCCACCACCACGAUCCCGCUCAACUUCAGGAUUAAAGAAACGGUGUGCUUUUUGCUCUGGCACCGCCGACAGCCCCGAGAAUGUCCCUUCAGGCCGGGCGGGGAGGAGCGGAACUGCACGGGUAUCUUCUUCAUGCUGCAGCACAUCCGCCUUCUGUCCCUCAACUGCCCCGGGGACCCGGACCGCGAGCGUGAGCUCAAGCCGGAGGUCCGCCGGGUGAGGCGUUCUGCUGGAUCCCCUGGAGAGGACACUCCAGGAACUGAGAGCUCCCAACUGCCACCUGCAGUCAGGGACCUGUACGAGAAAGCCAAGUACGACAUCAUCACCAACAUAUUGAGGAAUUUCUAGGGCUGCGGAAGGGAAGGGAUGCCCUGUAACCCCACCACAACCUCUUAUUCCCUCCCGUCCUCUUCCUCUGCUGCCCUCAGCACUCCCUUUCCUGCA